This is a messenger RNA of Carassius gibelio (silver crucian carp), 1138 nucleotides long. Its product is annotated as emerin. NCBI's taxonomy places the organism in Eukaryota, Metazoa, Chordata, Actinopteri, Cypriniformes, Cyprinidae. The record is from RefSeq and is a predicted model, not a curated record. The coding region runs from base 161 to 733 and encodes 190 amino acids. The transcript is spliced from 8 exons.
AAGGUAAUUUAUUACUAUAAUGGCAGAGCUGAAUUUUCAGUCUUCAGUGUCGCGUGAUCCUGAGCGCUGCAGGCGUGAGGAAGUGAUGUGCGUCUCCUCCUUCAGCGCGACACGCCCAGAUCAGGAAAGCGCCUUUUAACGUCCUGGGAUCGGUUCAGUUAUGUCCUCAUUAAGUGUAAAAUCUGAUAAGGAGAUCAGUCAGCUGCUGGAUGAAUAUGGCAUUAAACAUGGACCCAUAGUAGAAUCCACACGGAAGCUCUAUGAAAAGAAACUGAAUGAAGCCAUGGCCAAAAAAGAUAAGCCUUCCUCUCCUGACAAGACGUACUACCGGGAAGAACAGGAGGAAGUUGAAUACGUGACCUAUCAUCAGCCCCCACAAUUGACCAGACACGAAGGAUUUGGCGAUGUCACAAGGAGGUCGAAGGUCACCGAUGCAGAUUUUGCCGACGACAUACGCAGGUCAAAUCUGACUGAUUACAGAGAUGACGACAAAGGCUAUACCAACGAGCCCGUGAUCAGCCCAGCUCGCUCGUCCUAUCAGAGCUCUUCUCGGCCAGGCCCUUCAGUCUCCACAUCCAUGCAGCGUGGUCCGUCCAGUCCAGAGACCAGCCGAUCCGGAGGGGUGCUGAGCUGGCUUCGUGUUUUGGUGUUUCUUAUCAUUGCUGCAUUUCUUUAUUACGUGUACACAUGUAUGGAGCCUGCAGAGGAGACCCCCUUUAAAAGUGUUAAGUAGAGGAAUGGAGAGGUUUUAAAUAUGUUCAUCAUCCCCAACCUAAACUGAUUCUGUACAAGCACCACCAUAAAUAUAGCCUAAGAGUUUAAGAAAUAAUAUUCUGUAUGAGUACAGAUUGUGAAGUUUAGUACCAGUUGUCAUACAAUCAUGAACUUGUGGAUAAUGCGUAAAGUUUUAUUCAAAUACGUGCUUUGUGCAUUUUUAAAGUCUAACAGGUACAGAUGUGGAAAAGAAUAGAAAAGAUAGUUGGGGCAUUUAAGUCUUUAAAGCUUAUUUUCUUAUGAAUUUUAUGUAAGAUCCUUUUGCUGUGUAUUUAGGGCUUGUGUUCAUGGGACAUUCAGUGGAGCACUGUUUGCUAAACCAUUUCAGUUCGCUCUUAAUAAAUUCCAGGUGCUGUAUUUAAAA